Salmo salar (Atlantic salmon) is the source of this 1978-nucleotide messenger RNA. It is a transcript of the gene tmem11, whose product is annotated as transmembrane protein 11. Gene Ontology annotation, biological process: inner mitochondrial membrane organization. The record is from RefSeq and is a predicted model, not a curated record. Gene Ontology annotation, cellular component: mitochondrial inner membrane. NCBI's taxonomy places the organism in Eukaryota, Metazoa, Chordata, Actinopteri, Salmoniformes, Salmonidae.
AGGUGUGUUAGAGCAGGGUUGGCGCAGUAGUUGCACCAAUAGCUCUCCAGGAGGGUGGACCACACCUGGUUUACUUUAUACCAUCAACUUGUGGGCUAUAUCCCCUACAUGCAGUCAGCCUGUCGUGGGCUAGUGAGGCGCUUCCCUCUAUUCCUACUAUGCUGCCCAAGACUAUCUGUCCCCAUGUUCAUCAGGACAACCACUCUUCAGUAGGCCUACCCUUCACCUUAAAUGUUACUGUACAGUAAGCUGCUGUGCUAUCUGACAUGAGAUAUUGCCAUAGAACUGUCAUCGACAGUCGGUGUAAUCUUCUACUGUCUGUAAAAGCACUAAUUCCGGGCUGUUCUACACUUUAAAUCUUGUGACAUUUUCUCUAUACAGUUUACAAGCAUGGCUUAAGACAACAAAAUUCCAAUAUCAAGUAACAGGUUGUAUUUUUUUAUUUGCUGAGCAUCUAAAACUACAGUAGAGAUUCUCUCUGGCUUUGACCUAGGUGAGAUGUACUAUUUGCUAGGUGCCUGAAUGCAUACUGGUCAGGAAGGCAGUAAAACUGAGGACACUGAGUCUUCAGGGGAUGGCUCUGUAGGCCUACUGUCUGACAGAGAUGGGUAUAAAGUCUGCAGACAGUCUGAUUAUUUUCCAUGUCUCUCUUGUUUUAAAUUAAAUACCUUAUUUGACUAAUUUACUAACCAUUGAUUUACAAUCAUAUAGAAGUGCCUUAUACAUUUUAAAGUAGUUUCCUAGUAUACUUCAUCUCUGAGCUGCAGAAUACCAAGGUAAUAACAUUUUAAAGGUGCACUUUAUGCAAUUAAUCUAUUGGUGAGGGAGGCAGGGAGCAGGCUAAUGGAUUGCACGUUACCGGGGUUUGCACUGGCUUGGUACAGGGUUACAACACACUUUCCAGUUUAGUGUUCUACACCGUGUGUGCGAUAAGCCAGAUAUCAACUCACUAGAGAAGCUUGGAUAGGACAGGACACAAUCUGGGGGAGUGAUGGCGGCAACGGACUGCUACAUCGUUCACGAGAUCUACAAUGGGGAGAAUGCACAGGACCAGUUUGAGUACGAGCUGGAACAGGCACUGGAGGCCCAGUACAAGUACAUUGUGAUCGAGCCCACGCGCAUUGGCGACGAGACGGCCCGCUGGAUCGCCGUGGGAAACUGCCUGCACAAGACGGCCGUCCUGUCGGGCACCGCCUGCCUCCUGACGCCGCUCUCGCUGCCACCUGAGUACUCGCGCUACGUGGCACUGCCCGCUGGUGCCCUCAGCGUGGCCUGCUCCGCCCUCUACGGAAUCUCCUGGCAGUUCGAUCCCUGCUGCAAGUACCAGGUGGAGUACGACAGCCAAAAACUCUCGCGGCUGCCCCUGCACACACUCACCUCCUCCACGCCAGUGGUGCUGGUGCGCAGGGACGACAUCCACAGAAAGAGACUCCACAACACGAUAGCGCUGGCCGCCCUGGCCUACUGCGCCAAGAAGAUCUACGAACUCUACGUGGUAUGAGCGUACUCUGAAGAGGGUUAAAAUAAAUAAAAAAAUAAUAAAAAAUAUAACGGGAAAAGAAAGAAUCCACCCAGUAGUAAGCCAAGUGGAAGCCAUGCGCAGAGUCGAGGGUUUGCCCCUAACCCCCCCCCCACCCCACUUGCGCGGGCGCUUACUUUUGGGCUGUUUGCUGGAUCAGAGGGAUAUAGUUCAAACUAGAAGGAAUUAUUUUUCCCUUAUUUUCUUGUAAGUGACAUCACCAGUGCACUUAUCCAUAUGGUACCCUUGCGCCUCUUCCCCAUCCCUGUACCCCUCUCAAUACACUAAGUUAGGGCACAGGGGUAGCUAAGUAAAAAGAAAUAGACUGAAUUGUGUUGCAGUUGAAACGGACAGGCUUAAGUAUUACCAACAUGUCUAUUCCUUGUAGUUUUACUGUACCCCUUUCUUGCUGAUCAGUAUGUCACCCUUUCAUUAAACAUUAGGAUAUUUCAAACUCUC